CUAACGGAUCAGUUCCAAUCUAGAAGUUGUCCGGGAAUAUAGUGAAGUACUGGUAGUCUUUGCAACAACAGAAAAAAAUCUCUGUCAGAAUCGGGAUUAUUUCCCUUCGCAGCUGACCAACUUUUUGGCGAACAGUAACAGGAAGAGUCGUGCGUAACGGAGUGAAAAAUUGGGAAAAGUACCUAGAAAAAACAGUGCAGUGAUUUGGUGAAUUUCGGGAGAAGCUGCAUUAUUCCAACAGAAGGAACCACUUUAAAGGAUUUUCGAUAGCUUUACGUUGUGAGCUCUGAGUAAGCUUAUUACCGGGCAAAAAGAUGGCACCGAACGCGGUGACGGCCGAGGCGACCGGCGUGUUGAACGAGAAUGACGCCGAAACCAUCGACGGGGGUCUUGCGAAGGAUAUUGUGCCGCUGAAGCGAGCCGAGAAGCGCAAGAUCAAGCUCGUGUGGCGAAACGUGAUAGCGUUCGGAUAUCUGCACCUGGCGGCCGUUUACGGAUUGUGGCUGAUAUUGACAUCCGCUAAGCUAUACACCAUUGGAUUUGCAUUUAUACUGUACGUCUUAUCCGGUCUCGGAAUCACAGCCGGAGCCCACAGACUGUGGGCCCAUCGUUCGUACAAAGCGAGGCUGCCUCUGCGUAUUAUCCUAGCCACGUUCAACACGAUUGCAUUCCAGGAUUGUGCUAUGCAUUGGGCUCGCGAUCACCGGGUACAUCACAAAUACUCGGAAACGGAUGCCGAUCCGCACAAUGCUACCCGUGGAUUCUUCUUUUCCCACAUUGGUUGGCUGUUGUGCCGGAAGCAUCCGGAAGUUAUCGCCAAGGGACGUAUGCUGGACAUUUCGGACCUCCAAGCGGAUCCCGUGCUGCGAUUCCAGAAAAAAUACUACAUGCUCCUGAUGCCAGUAGCAUGCUUCAUCCUGCCCACGAUAACCCCUGUUUACUUCUGGAAUGAGACCUGGACGAACGCGUGGUUCGUUGCGACACUGUUCCGCUGGACUUUCAUUCUGAACGCGACCUGGUUGGUAAACAGUGCUGCCCACAAAUGGGGUGACAGGCCUUACGACAAAACAAUCAACCCAUCCGAGAACAAAACGGUAGCCUCGUUCGCGUUCGGCGAAGGCUGGCACAACUAUCACCACGUGUUCCCCUGGGAUUACAAGACGGCCGAGCUGGGCAAUUACCGGAUGAAUUUGACGACUGCCUUCAUCGACUUCUUCGCCAAGAUUGGCUGGGCCUAUGACUUGAAGACGGUCUCGAAAGAAAUCAUUGCGAAGCGGGUGCAGCGAACCGGAGACGGCACGCACCCGACCUGGGGCUGGGGCGACAAGGAUCAGGACAAGGUUGAAAUUCAGCACGCCAAAAUCAUCAAUCGGAAGGAGGAGUAAAUUUGAAUUAGGGGCGCAACAAGCAAAUUGCGUGUGUAUGUGAUAGAAGAAAGAGAGCGAGAGGAACUGAGUGUAUAUUAUUUAAACAUGUGAAUUAUUCUCUAGGGAAACUUAAGUGAUCUUUUUGGCUUACAUUUGUUUGUAUGAGGAAAAUUCUUACUUUUAUAAAUGGCUCCCAUGCGUUUCGAUUGCCCCAGGAAGGCGACAUAAGCAGAAGUUUUGGGAAUCAAAUCAAAUGAAUUGAUUUUAUCGAAAGGGGACCUCAAAUAAAUUCAUUACAUGAAAGAGUCCUGGAAUCACAUGGUUAGAGAUAUUGUUAACCAAUUAAAAAACAGAAUGCCAAUUUGUUGAGGGAAAAUCAGAUUAUGUUAAAACUUUGCCCAUUUGUUAAUACGUUCAUAUAAUAGCGGCAUCAGAUCAAAAUGAAGUGAACCAAAUGAAACUGUUCCCUGAACACCCAGAUGAACAAAACACAAAAUAUUAUUCAUACCUGUUAGUUCGUAUAAUUUAUUACCUACAUUUAAAGUGAACAUUGUUUCCGUAUCUUCCUAGAGAAGUUGUGGAAAUGAAAGAUUUAGGAAGAAAUAGAUGGACACUCAGGCAGUGUUGACACUACAAGAAAAACGGAGCAGGACAAAGAAUUUGUUAUUGACACCUCAUCAAUAUCUUCAAAGAAAUGUUCCUUCACAUCAGUUGAGGGUUUGUUUUUAGAAAUAUUUCUUAUGGUGUAAAAUGAGGCAAAAAUAAUAAACAAGGAUGGAUUGAGACUGAAAUGAAAAAUGAAACGUGAAUAUAUAACGACUUUUGGAAAGGUUUUAAGGGCGGUGUAUGGAAACUCCCGAGUGUGGUACCGGCACGAAAAAAACACAGGAAGAGUUUAUUGACAUAUUUAUUGUUUGCUAUUUUAACCAACCUUCUCCCUAUCACUUAAAAAGGUACCCUGCUACUGUAUUCCCAAAGGGUCGCAACUAAAAUGUAAGACUAAUAAGGUUUACUAUUUAAUACGGAUGAAACAAAGCCACAUGUUCCUUAGAGCGCACGAAACUAUCUUUUCUGCACCACAUGUAUGUUACAUUAUAUGGAUAUUCGAUAUUCGGAGAUCGUCACCCCAAAUGGUUUUGUUUCGUUGGUUACACUCUCGAUACAGGAUGAUGUUAUGAGAUUAUAAAGAAGCACACCUUUUUCAGUAAUGCAAAUAUCGGAUGACCAACGAGAGAAUCGAGCAACAAUCGCUGUAACUCUUUAACCAAAAGCUCCAAUCUAAAUGAAGAACAAAUCAAUAAUACAUUCUUUAUAUAAUUACACACAUACCGCAUGGCGUUAUGGAAGUGAUGAUGUUUUUUCCGAAAAAAAAAACUAAUUAUAGAUG
Molecule: messenger RNA, 2754 nt
Organism: Toxorhynchites rutilus septentrionalis
Lineage: Eukaryota; Metazoa; Arthropoda; Insecta; Diptera; Culicidae
Product: acyl-CoA Delta-9 desaturase-like
Exons: 5
Coding region: 315-1385 (356 amino acids)
Biological process (GO): unsaturated fatty acid biosynthetic process
Cellular component (GO): endoplasmic reticulum membrane
Molecular function (GO): stearoyl-CoA 9-desaturase activity; iron ion binding
Source: RefSeq, a predicted model, not a curated record